Messenger RNA from Rotaria sp. Silwood2, 2226 nucleotides. Lineage: Eukaryota; Metazoa; Rotifera; Eurotatoria; Philodinida; Philodinidae. The record is from the annotation of a GenBank genome assembly.
AUGACAAAAAUCCCAAUAAUUACACAAAAUUUUUCAUCACCCGAUGGCUUUAAUGAUACACCACUUAUGCUUUUACCACAAACAUCAACGUUACCAUUAUCUGAUAAAGAUCAAGAAGGUUUUGGCCAAUUAUUAUUACAUGAUUUACAUCGACAUCGACAAUCAUAUGUUCGAAGUUAUACAGCAUUUGAAACACUAAAAAAACGACAAGAUUUUAUUUUACGUCAAGAAAAUCUUCGUGCAUUACAAAAUGUUGACCAACGUAUAUCAACAAAACAAGAUCAAUAUAUAGAUCAAUCAUUUCAUUCAUAUGAACAAUGUUUUGUUAAAGUUAUUAAUGGAAAUUCCAUAACAAAUCGAAAUAUUCAAGAACAACAGAAGCGACCACAUACAGCUGCACCAUCAUUUGAUAAAUUUCAUAUUCAUCAACUUUCACAUAUCUCACCUACAACACAUGAUCAAUCACCAAUAAUACCAUUUCAACGUUACCAAAAAACUCAUCGACCACAAAUAACAUCAAAAUAUCGAAACAAUACAAGUAUUCAUCAUGUAGCACAAUCAUUUCAUGACGCAUUUCAGUCAUCAACUUUUACAAAUCAAAGCCAACCAUUUCUUUCGUUUACAGAAAGUUAUUUACAAAAAUAUGGUGAUCGAUCAUCAAAUAAACUUCAAAUAAAAACAUACAAUGAUGGAAUGGAAGAAAUUCAAGAAAGAAAACAUGAGGACGAAGACGAACAAAUACAAUCAAUAUUAGCUGAAUCUAAUCCUAAAAUAAAUCGAAAUAAAAAACAGACUACAAAAUCUAAAACACCAGAUUUACAACAUGUUCGACCAAAUGUAUCAUCACGUAAUACAAAUACACCUUCAUCAACACCACAAAUAGGUUUUAAUGAUGCAUUACGAGAUGGUUUGACAUUAGCAAAAGACGAUAAUGAUCUCAGUAGUAAAUUGUCAAUAAUCAAUGAAAAACGUCGUUCCUCUCAACAAUCAACAAGUCAAAUAAGUAAUAGUGAUAAUAGAAUAAAUAUAAAACGACCAAAAACAGCUAAGAAAAAGCAAGUUACUACUGAUUUAACAUCUGCAAAGAAAACAGAACUAGUAACAACUAAAACUACUGACAAUGAUCUACUUAAAACAGCAAUGAUUGUUCAAAAUUAUGGAAGUAAUACUAUUGAUUUAAACCAUUCUUCAGAUAUAGAACGACUUCAAUUACCAACAAAUACUAAUAAUUUACCAAUAAAAGGAAUUUCUUCUGCAAUACAUCGUUCAUCAAUCAAUUCAAACGAAGGUAGUUCAGAAACAAAACAAUAUCUUAAUGAUAUUGAUACACAAAUGGCAGCAAAAACACCGCCACCACCACCAACACCAAAAACACCACCACCAACUAUUGAACGAACAGAACCAUUGAAAGAACAAACAAUAAUCAAUAAUAAUAAAGAUAAAAUUAUUGAUCCUCUUACAACAAUAGAAAAUAAACAACCUAUAACAGAAAAAAAACCUGAAUUAGAAGUCGUAGAUAAUCGUAAACGUAUAAAAAAAGGUGCCUUUGAUACUGAAUCAAUGAGUGACAUGAUCGCAUUUGAAUUAGGAGUUAUGGGUAAUAGUCGUAGUGCAAUGAAAAAAUCAAAAUCUCGUUUAGGAAAAGAAAAUCAACAUGAUGAUGAAACAAAAACAAUUCCUGAAAAUCAAGAAACACUUGAUUUAUUAGAAAAAUUUCGACAAAGUGCAACUGGUUUAUCGAUUGGUCAACUACCUAUAUCACAACAAGGUUGCCGUUUUGAACUACCAUAUGAUUUAAAAUUACUUGAAACUUUAACACCACUUGAUUAUCUUGGUAAAUAUUGUCGUUUGUCAUCACGUCGAAAUUAUCAAUUUAAACGUGUCUUUGAUAAAUAUCGUAAUAAUCAAUAUCGUUUUGAAUCAAAUAAUUUAUAUACAUCAAUUACAGAUAUACAUAAAGAAAAGUUUACAAGCUCACAAUACGAUAAGUUAUGUCAAUUAAUAAAUAUUGGAAAUGAACAACAUCAAUUUACAUUUGAUACAUUUGCUGGAAUAUUAGCAUUAUGUGAACGAAUUUUAUACGAUUCAAAAGCACCUCCUACUGGUGUUGAUGAACAAGAUUUAGUAAAAGAUACAUUAGAAAAAUGUGAUUUCGAUUGUUUAGAUCGAAAACUUGAUGGACUUAUUAUUAGUGAGACAAUGAGAAAAUUAUUAAAAAUACUUUAA